GCCGUCUUCGCUAUUUCACUAUCUGGAUUUUCUAUCCUCGCUGCUGCUCAACUUACAAAUGACAAAACCCAGGACUUAGAGAAAAACAGCAGCAAUUGGUUUGGUAUAUCAACUAGCAGAUUAAAAACGAUAAAGGAGAUAAACCUCGCUAAUAAAUUACAAUCUGGUUUGAACAGUAUACGCACUGCACCUCAAUCAAUACAAAGAGUUUAUAUUUUAGCUAGUGAGAACUAUCUCACAAUGUCAGAUGGUCAAAGAACUGUCGCUGGUAUUAUCGCACUCAACAGCGUCAUUUUCUUCGCCUGGCAAGUCCCAAAUCCUGUCUUACGUAGCUUCAUGAAGAGGCAUUUCCUUCAUGCACACGAUACACCUUUACACACGAUGCUAACAUCUGUCUUCAGUCAUCGUAGUAUAGCUCAUUUGGGUUUCAAUAUGCUUGCUCUUUAUUCAUUUGGCCCCUUGAGUUUCAAAUUUUUAGAGAAACAAGAAACUGAACUCGAGGGUACGUCAGUAUACAAAUGGCUCGCACUGUAUUUAUCAGCUGGUCUUUUGUCCAAUCUUGCAUCAACCGCGGCUACAAAGUAUACGCAAAGAACUCUAAUGCCAAGUUUGGGUGCCAGUGGUGCAGUUUAUUCAACACUCGUUAUGAGCGCAUACAGUAAUCCAGAUAUAAAAGUCAAUCUAAUCUUUUUCCCUUGGUUUGGUUUCCCUAUAUCUACUGGUGUACUAGCCAUGGUUGGAUUUGACAUCGUUGGUCUUCUACGCGGUUGGAAGUUGCUCGAUCACGCUGCUCACUUAGGUGGAGCUGGUUUUGGUGUAUUUGGCAGCCUCUAUUUCAACGAUAUGUUUAGACGGACGAGGGGUGUCUUGGGUUACAACGCUCCUGCUUAAUUUAUACCUUACAUUAGAACAUUUAAAUAGAAUAGUACAUUUGUAUUUCUUUAUGGUUGAUCCAUCUCCCCGUC
Molecule: messenger RNA, 965 nt
Organism: Wallemia mellicola CBS 633.66
Lineage: Eukaryota; Fungi; Basidiomycota; Wallemiomycetes; Wallemiales; Wallemiaceae
Exons: 3
Coding region: 241-891 (216 amino acids)
Cellular component (GO): membrane
Molecular function (GO): serine-type endopeptidase activity
Source: RefSeq, a predicted model, not a curated record